GAGUAGAAAGCAAGCAAACGAAAAGAAAACCGAAAAACUCCGACUUUUGCGUUUGUUUUUCCGACGCCAAGGCAAGCAUAUAUGCCCACUCCCUACAUGCUUCCGAUGGCUGGCGACUGCACAAAAGAUCAACACUGCUGGGACUUCUUCUAGAGUUUUCACAUGGAGCUUAAUGCAGGUCGUCGACGUCGUCUGCUGCCGGUGUGCGUUUUAGGCCUCUAUGUUUGUUUUGCAGCCGUUUGUAUGCAGUGUGAUGCAACAAACACAAGGCACCGGUACAGAGCUGGAAACUAUUUCCGCAGGAGAUUUCAUUUCUUCAACAAGUUUGAGACGUAUGUGCCGUUAGAUUCAUCAAACAGUGAUCCGUAUGUAAGCUCACCCUUCUCUUUGCCACCCUAUGAUUCCCUUCCUCCUUUCCCCUUGCCCGACAAUGCCCCUCCAUAUUGUGUGAAUCCCCCAUCCACCCCACAGCCACCUUCAGCCAUCCCAAGCCCAGUGGGUGGCUACCCACCCUCACCCCCGGCCCCAAGCCCACCCGAGACCACUCCGAUUCCGAACCCCCCCAUUAUAAUCCCAACCCCACCAACAAACCUACCCACGCCAACUGCACCUUUUCUGAGCCCACCUUACUAUGAGCCCACCCCUCCAAGCAGCAAUCCCGCCCCACCUCAUAACAUCCCAUCUCCAACCCCAAGGUUCUUGCCGCCCAUUGUUUUUCCACCACCCACAGUGCCGCCCCCUCCUCGCCGGGAACCACCGACGGCCAUGUGGUGCGUAGCCAAGCCUGCAGUGCCCGACCCAAUAAUCCAAGAAGCAAUGAACUACGCGUGCGGGUCUGGCGCGGAUUGCGGCCAAAUUCAGCCCAGUGGAUCGUGCUUUGAGCCCAAUACACUAUUGGCACAUGCAUCGUACGCGUUCAACAGCUACUGGCAGAGAACUAAGGUGACUGGUGGUACGUGUGAUUUCGGAGGAACAGCACUGCUCGUCACAAUUGAUCCCAGCUAUGAUGGCUGCCAUUUCAUGUACUUUUAAUUGUCCAAGAAAACUGUAACUACGGUGGAUUGAUUAAAGGAUCGUGGUAAAGCAAAACAAAAGAGAGAGUUCUAAAUUUCUGAUCGAAUAAAUGUAGAACUGGAGCAAGAUAUAUACAUCUAGACAAAUUGUAGAUUCUUGGUGUUGUUCAUUUGGGCUACGAUUUUGUAAUAUAUAUAUACAGAUUCUUGAGGGUUUAAUUGAUUUUACGUUGAUUUUUGGAUUUUUUAAAUUAUGGAUCGAUGAUAUACUAUGUAUCUUGUUUAAAAGUCUGGUCUCAUAAUUCUAUAAAUAUGAGUUAUGGGUAU
This is a messenger RNA of Sesamum indicum (sesame), 1340 nucleotides long. RefSeq names its product Carbohydrate-binding X8 domain superfamily protein. The record is from RefSeq and is a predicted model, not a curated record. NCBI's taxonomy places the organism in Eukaryota, Viridiplantae, Streptophyta, Magnoliopsida, Lamiales, Pedaliaceae.